Messenger RNA from Schistosoma haematobium, 3984 nucleotides. It is a transcript of the gene PTPN6, whose product is annotated as Tyrosine-protein phosphatase non-receptor type 6. NCBI's taxonomy places the organism in Eukaryota, Metazoa, Platyhelminthes, Trematoda, Strigeidida, Schistosomatidae. Gene Ontology annotation, biological process: protein dephosphorylation. Bases 770 to 3139 code for a protein of 789 amino acids. The record is from RefSeq and is a predicted model, not a curated record. Gene Ontology annotation, molecular function: protein tyrosine phosphatase activity. The transcript has 12 exons.
UUUUUUCCUCCAUUAUCACCAAUAUAACUAGGUUCCCGCCUGUGAACAUUGGUGAUUCACUGCUACUAGACACGGAAGCCUGUUAAUCGAAAGCUUCUAUUCCGUCCACAAGCAUUUGAACCAUUAUGUAAAACGACUAUUACACAAUGUAACAUCAGGAACUUCAACAACAUAAAAAAAGAAGCAAAGAGAGAGCUGAAAGUGAGAUACUUCAUGCAUUAGGUUCAACGAAUACGACGGAGAUGACAAGUUUUUCCGUCAAUAAACCGAUGUGAUUGGACAUCAAGAAUUAAAAUGUUAAAUUCAAAAUAUUCGGUUGGAAGGAUUCAGUGGCGGAGAAUUUACGAGGACACUCCAAAAAACUUCACAAGGCCAGGACAAAUAACUUGUCAGCUGACUAUCGACUUUCCCAUCGAAUCAUCAAUGAAUGGAAUUCAUUACCUCAGGACGUGUUUGAGGCUCGAUCCGUCGACUCUUUUAAAAGAAAGUUGGAUCAACUGAGAGACCAUCAUCGCCAGGACUAACACAAGCCAUCAAGCCUCUUGUCCUUUCCGAACUGAAACUGAAACUGAGGUGUCCCAGACUAAUCGCUGUGGUAAACCCACCUGUCACUUUUCAGAUAAGGAUAUCCUGCAGAUAGUCGACUGCCACCGCGAAACUACUACUUUUCUACAUGUCUCUAUUAUAACGUUCUUAAAGACCAACCUCAAAUUUACUAACUACCGAGAUUUUCAGUCGUUUUACUUUCAGCCAAAUACAACAAAGAUCUAUGAGGCAGAUUGGUGGAAGAUGGUUUCACCAUAACUUAACUGGUUUGGAAGCUGAAAAACUGUUGACUUUAAAAGGUGUCAGUGGCAGUUUUCUUGCUCGUCCAAGUCACAGUACCCCAGGAAGCUUCACACUUUCAGUUCGUCGUGGCGAUGAAGUUACACAUAUUCGCAUACAAAAUACUGAAGAAUUUUUAGAUCUAUAUGGUGGAGAAAAGUUUGCUACUUUGUCAGAAUUGGUUACAUACUACAUGGAGAAUGAGGGACAACUCAGAGAAAAAAAUGGUGAUCUUAUUGAGCUGAAAUAUCCUCUCAUUUCGGAAGAUCCGACAACUGAGCGUUGGUUUCAUGGAAAAAUCACCGGGAAAGAAGCUGAAAAGAUGCUAUUAGAACGAGGCAAACCUGAUUGUUUUCUGGUUCGUGAAUCUGUUCACCGACCAGGGUCUUAUGUCCUGUCAGUUCUAACAGGUGAACAAGUAGCACAUAUUAUGAUUCAUGGGAAGCCGAAUGGAAUGUAUGAUGUUGGAGGAGGGCACCAGUUUUCUUCAUUAAAGGAAUUAAUAGACUUCUACACAAAUACUCCCAUGGUCGAAAAAAAUGGAGGCUUAGUGUCACUAAAACAGCCUUUCAACGCUACUCGAUUUAACGUUUCUACCAUUGAUCAGCGUAUGCAUCAGUUGGAACAAGAAAGUGGUCAUGGUUCCGGGUUAGCUGGAUUUUUAGAGGAAUUUGAAGAGUUGCAUCAGGAAGCUCAUGUGAAGAGUAAUCCACGUGUUGAAGGCUAUCAGUCUUACAACCGAGAUAAAAACCGGUAUAAACAUAUCCUUCCAUUUGAUUGGUCUCAAGUUAAACUUCUUGAUGGUAAUCCUGAAGAACCUGGUUCUGACUACAUCAAUGCCAAUUAUAUUUGUUGGCCUGUCCAUCUAACUGAAUCUCUUUCUAAUGGAAGUUCUUUCUGUUGUGUCAAAUAUCACCCAAUUUCUUCAGUUUCUGAUCAGAAUAAUAAUCAACAAUGUAAUGCUUCUAUCACUACCUCCAAUUCUCCACACACUCCAAAUAGUUCUGCUGCAUUUUUUUUCAAUGGGAAACCACGUUACAUAGCCACCCAAGGGGCAGUUGCUAAUUCACAAGAUGCAUUUUGGCGUAUGAUAUGGCAAGAAAAAAGUGCCGUAAUCGUUAUGAUUACGAAAAUAAUGGAACGUGGUAGGAAUAAAUGUAUUCGUUAUUGGCCAACUGCAGAAGAAGGCAUACGAGAGUUUCCAAAUUAUGGUGGUACGAUUCGUGUCCGACAUUUGUCUGAAAGGAAUUCUGUUAAUUACACGCUACGUGAACUUUAUAUGACUAGAGAUUCUUCUAUAUCAACAAAAAACACAGAACAUCAGUUUCCUCAUUUACCUGAAUCUGUUACUGCCACUUCUACUUGUUCGAGUCCUACUAUCUCUGACACACGAUUUGAUCAGAAGCAUUGCAAAUCAAGUAACACAAAAUUGCAUCAAACCGAUACCACACUAUCAACCGUCAGUAGUCUUGAAAGUACAUCUCGAGAAGUGAAUUCAGGAAAUGGACUUACUGUUUAUCACUAUCAUUUCACUGUUUGGCCCGAUCAUGGAACUCCUAGUGAUCCUUCGUGUGUACUCGAUUUUAUGCAUGACAUAUCCGCUCGACAGGAUAGUAUCCCAGGCGCUGGACCUAUCGUUGUACACUGUAGUGCAGGUAUUGGACGUACUGGAGCAUUUAUUGUAAUCGAUAUGCUCAUAAAUUAUAUCAAAACAAUGGGCCUUAAUUGUGACAUAGAUAUUUCCCGUACAAUCCAAGCAGUUCGUGAACAACGUUCUGGGAUGGUGCAAACUGAAACUCAGUAUAGAUUCAUUUAUAAAGCUGUUCAGCAAUAUGUAAAUACAAUGUCCAAGCGUAUACAAAUGGAUAAUGAUCUUCGCCGUACUGGAAGAGACUACACUAAUAUCAAUCGUGCUGCUGAUGAUAUUGGUGUAAUUGGAACAUCAGCUGUCAAUAUAUUUCCAACGGUUUGUUCAUCAUUGGGUUUCAACUCCCAUGAACAACAAAGUGUGACAUCAAACUUUAUUCCUGGAGCAAGUAUCAACACACCCUCAGUCACUGGAUCUUCUGUGCCUGCUUCAAAUAAACAAUGCAAUUGUCCUAUUCACUCUUGUUCUCAGCGACAAUCAACAUCAAACCAUAAUAUAUCUCAAGCUUCCAUUUAUCCCACCAACUGUUCACAAACUGCUGUUUCAUGCACAACAUUGCCCUGCACUGCUCCAGUUGUGUCCGUUUCGCCUCGCAAUGCGGAUUCUGUAACUGGGGGCUUCUUCCAUCGACUGACUGCACCAAGUCGUCCCCGUACGAAGUCAUGACACUUUUUGAAGACAUUUUAUCCGAUUAAUUUAAUGUAAAGAAGCAUUAGUGAUAUCUGAAAUGUAUGUAAUUGUACUCAUUUAUUACAUGUAUGACUUUAAACAGAUUUUGUUUAUUUAGAGAUCACAAAAAAUUAUUGGUUUUUUUCCCUUUAUCACCGAAUUAUCAGUAGUAAUCUUAUUUGAAUAAUAAACCAUUGAAAUCUAUAUUUUGUUAAAAUGCUGUAUACAAUGAUAGUAUGAAUAUGUAAAUGGUAUUAUCAGUACUGAGUUGUUUAAUUUUUGUUAUUAUUUACCAAUUAUGUUAGUUGGUUUUUAAUUCUAAUAAUGCUCCAAAUGUUUGUUGAAAUGAAAAAUUAUUUCUUAUUAUAUACUUGCACAAAUACUGUUUUCAUUCAAUGAAAUAAAUUUUAUUAUUUUUUUUUGACUUACCUUUUUUUCUUCUUUUGAAUAACAAUUUUUGUGUAAAACUCUAAGUAAAACGUUGAUAAUUUACCUUUAAACGAUACAGUUUACAAUUUACUAUAAUAAUGUAAAUUCUCUCUUUUACUCUUGGUAUAUGAAAAGUGUUUUAGUCGUUCCUAGAUUUAAUUCCUUUUAAAUAAGGUUUUUAAAAAAAAUGAAAUUCGACUGUUUUUUUUUUUUGAAAAAUUAUUUACAUUUUUCACUUUAUCAUUCACGGGAAGGAAUCCAUUCAUAAUGUUUGUAUCAGAUUACACAGUUCUCGUAUUAAUGUUUUUUUGGAUAAUGUGAUAAUUAUGUUUUACUUGUAUUCUUAUUAUUUUUACUGUGUGAAAUUAUUGUUCACUCGAUUUAAAAGAAAAUUAAUUAAAUUUACGAUUUAU